AAUAAUUACAGUAUCGCAACUGACUUAGUAAAGUGAAAAAUUUGAUAGUUCUUUAGUAAUACAGAGGGGCUUGUUUUUCUAAAUAUUCUAUUUAUUUAAAAUUUUUGUUGGUUUUAAGAGGGAAACGAAAACUAUUGUACAUCAUACUGUACUGGAAUGGGCGUAUUAAAGCAAUUUUUGGCCGGCCUGGCUGCGGCCUUCGGUGCCUUUUGUUUGGGCGCCUCAAUUGGCUGGUCCGGCCCCAUGGAGCUGCCGGUAACAUCGGGUGCUGCGUACAAUUUCUCGACCAGUCAGGAUGAAUGGAGUUGGAUUAGUUCGAUGUUAAACUUCGGAGCGGCUUGCGCUUGUGUGCCCGUUGGCAUAUUGAUUCGUGCAUUUGGACGCCGUCUAAUCAUGUUGCUCAUAACGUUGCCAUAUUUUCUUGGCUGGGGCUGUAUAAUUGCAGCGCAGAAAGCGUUCAUGCUGUAUAUUGGCCGGUUCGUUGUGGGUGCCUGCGGUGGCGCCUUUUGUGUUAUGGCGCCCGUCUAUACCACAGAAAUAGCAGAGGUCAAAUUGCGGGGCGUAAUGGGCUGCUUUUUCCAGCUGCUGAUCGUGCAUGGCAUUCUUUUUGGAUUUAUUGUGGGCGCCUAUUGUAAGCCAUUCCUCGUUAACGUAUUGUGCGGCAUCUUGCCGCUUAUUUUCCUAGUAAUAUUCUUUUGGAUGCCCGAAUCGCCCGUAUUUCUGGUGCAGAAGGGCAAAACGGAGAAGGCGGAAAAGGCAUUGAAAUGGCUGCGUGGAGGCGAUGCGGAUACAAGCGGCGAAAUGGCCGCCAUGGCGGCCGACAGUAAGAAGGAGAAGGCGACGUUCCGCGAGGCGCUGUCGCGCAAGGUGACCUGGAAGGGACUCGGCAUCGCCAUGACAUUGAUGCUGCUGCAGCAGUUGACGGGCAUCAAUGCGAUUCUGUUCUAUGUUAACGCUAUCUUUGAGAAGGCCGGCACUGGCCUCUCGGCGAACACCUGCUCGAUUCUGGUGGGCGUUGUUCAGGUAUUUGCCACAAUUGUUGCCAUUCUGCUUGUGGAGCGGGCCGGCAGGAAGCUCUUGCUGCUCAUAUCGGCAAUUGUGAUGGGCGCCACCACCUUGAUAAUGGGUGUGUACUUUCAAUGGCUGAAGGACGCGAAAGUUGGCUGGCUGGCCAUUCUGGCAAUUUGCCUGUUUAUGGUCGGUUUCUCGCUGGGAUUCGGCCCGGUGCCGUGGGUGAUUAUGGCCGAGCUGUUUGCGGAGGAUGUGAAGCCCGUUUGCGGCGCAAUUGUGGGCACCAGCAGUUGGUUGUUCGCUUUUGCUGUCACCAAAUUAUUUCCGCUCGUCCUAUAUCAAUUCGGUCCGGCAAUUACUUUUUGGAUAUUUACAGUCUUCGCAAUUUUAGCUUGUGUUUUUGUGGCCAUCUUUGUACCGGAGACGAAGGGUAAAACCAUCGACGAGAUUCAAGGUGUUCUUGGCGGAUAAUUUGCUAGUAAAAAAUACUUAUGUAUUUCGCUUCGGCUGUCUUGAAGUAAAUCUAUUCAAAAUAAAUUGAUAUUUGAUUUUCCUGA
Drosophila montana is the source of this 1568-nucleotide messenger RNA. Its product is annotated as facilitated trehalose transporter Tret1-2 homolog. Gene Ontology annotation, cellular component: membrane. Bases 157 to 1482 code for a protein of 441 amino acids. The record is from RefSeq and is a predicted model, not a curated record. NCBI's taxonomy places the organism in Eukaryota, Metazoa, Arthropoda, Insecta, Diptera, Drosophilidae. Gene Ontology annotation, molecular function: sugar transmembrane transporter activity. The transcript has a single exon. Gene Ontology annotation, biological process: transmembrane transport; carbohydrate transport.